UCCCCAGAGGGGGCGCGUCCUUGCAGAGCCCCCAGCCCUUUGUAUUGCAGGAAAGGAAAUCGGAAUAGAAUAGCGAGCGAUGGAAGCGGAGGGCCGGAGAGGACAAAGAGGACUUCCUACCACCUUCGCCCUCCAAAGCAGACAAUGGAGAAGGCAGUCAGAACUCUCUAGGGCCAUGUUCAAUGGAAAUAACGAAGAAACCAUUUAAAUACAUACAUUGUGAAAAGAAAAAGGAGAAACAAUUCGAAAGUAUGGAGUUUGAAAAGAGCUUCAGUGACAGUGGAACCAUAAGAAAACAUCAACAGACUCACACUGAGGAGACAACAUUUAAAUGUGCAGAAUGUGGAAAGAGCUUCAGUCAGAAUGGACACCUUAGAAUUCAUCAACGGACUCACACAGGGGAGAAACCAUUUAAAUGUAUGGAGUGUGGAAAGAGCUUCAUUCACAGUGGACACCUUAGAAUUCAUCAACGAAUUCACACGGGGGAGAAACCAUUCAAAUGUGCGGAAUGUGGAAAGAGCUUUAGUCAGAAUGGACACCUUAGAAUUCAUCAACGGACUCACACAGGGGAGAAACCAUUUAAAUGUAUGGAGUGUGGAAAGAGCUUCAUUCAGAAUGGACACCUUAGAAUUCAUCAACGGACUCACACGGGGGACAAACCAUUUAAAUGUAUGGAAUGUGGAAAGAGCUUCAUUCGGAGUGGACACCUUAGAAUUCAUCAACGGAGUCACACGGAGGAGAAGCCAUUUCAAUGCAUGGAGUGUGGAAAGUGCUUCACUGAAAGAGGAAACCUUAGAAUUCAUCAACGGACUCACACGGCAGAGAAACCAUUUCAAUGCAUGGAGUGUGGAAAGAGCUUCAGUCAGAGUGGAAACCUUAGAUUUCAUGAACGGACUCACACGGGGGAGAAAUCAUUUAAAUGUGCGGAAUGUGGAAAGAGCUUCAGUAAGAAUGGAUACCUUAGAAUUCAUCAACGGACUCACACAGGGGAGAAACCAUUUAAAUGUAUGGAGUGUGGAAAGAGCUUCAUUCACAGUGGACACCUUAGAAUUCAUCAACGGACUCACACGGGGGAGAAACCAUUUCAAUGCAUGGAGUGUGGAAAGUGCUUCACUGAGAGUGGACACCUUAGAAUUCAUGAACGGACUCACACGGGGGAGAAACCAUUUAAAUGCAUGGAGUGUGGAAAGUGUUUCACUGAGAGUGGACACCUUAGAAUUCAUCAACGGACUCACACGGGGGAGAAACCAUUUCAAUGCAUGGAGUGUGGAAAGUGUUUCACUGAGAGUGGACACCUUAGAAUUCAUCAACGGACUCACACGGGGGAGAAACCAUUUAAAUGCAUAAAGUGUGGAAAGUGCUUCAGUCUGAGUGGAAACCUUAGAAUUCAUCAACGGACUCACACGGGGGAGAAACCAUUUAAAUGCAUGGUGUGUGGAAAGUGCUUCACUGAGAGUGGACACCUUAGAAUUCAUGAACGGACUCACACGGGGGAGAAAUCGUUUAAAUGUGCGGAAUGUGGAAAGAGCUUCAGUAAGAAUGGAUACCUUAGAAUUCAUCAACGGACUCACACAGGGGAGAAACCAUUUAAAUGCAUGGAGUGUGGAAAGAGCUUCAUUCACAGUGGACACCUUAGAAUUCAUCAACGGAGUCACAUGGGGGAGAAACCAUUUCAAUGCAUGGAGUGUGGAAAGUGCUUCACUGAAAGUGGAAGCCUUAGAAUUCAUCAACGGACUCACACGGGGGAGAAACCAUUUCAAUGCAUGGAGUGUGGAAAGAGGUUCAGUCAGAAUGGAAACCUUAGAAUUCAUCAACGGAGUCACACGGGGGAGAAACCAUUCAAAUGUGUGGAAUGUGGAAAGAGCUUCAGUCAGAAUGGACACCUUAGAAUUCAUCAACGGACUCACACAGGGGAGAAACCAUUUCAAUGCAUGGAGUGUGGAAAGUGCUUCACUGAGAGUGGAUACCUUAGAAUUCAUCAACGGACUCACACGGGGGAGAAACCAUUUCAAUGCAUGGUGUGUGGAAAGUGCUUCACUGAGAGUGGACACCUUAGAAUUCAUGAACGGACUCACACGGGGGAGAAAUCAUUUAAAUGUGCGGAAUGUGGAAAGAGCUUCAGUAAGAAUGGAUACCUUAGAAUUCAUCAACGGACUCACACAGGGGAGAAACCAUUUAAAUGCAUGGAGUGUGGAAAGAGCUUCAUUGACAGUGGACACCUUAGAAUUCAUCAACGGAGUCACAUGGGGGAGAAACCAUUUCAAUGCAUGGAGUGUGGAAAGUGCUUCACUGAAAGUGGAAGCCUUAGAAGUCAUCAACGGACUCACACGGGGGAGAAACCAUUUCAAUGCAUGGAGUGUGGAAAGAGGUUCAGUCAGAAUGGAAACCUUAGAAUUCAUCAACGGAGUCACACGGGGGAGAAACCAUUCAAAUGUGUGGAAUGUGGAAAGAGCUUCAGUCAGAAUGGACACCUUAGAAUUCAUCAACGGACUCACACAGGGGAGAAACCAUUUAAAUGCAUGGAGUGUGGAAAGAGCUUCAGUCACAGUGGAAACCAUAGAAUUCAUCAACGGACUCACACGGGGGAGAAACCAUUUCAAUGCAUGGAGUGUGGAAAGUGCUUCACUGAGAGUGGACACCUUAGAAUUCAUGAACGGACUCACACGGGGGAGAAACCAUUUAAAUGCAUGGAGUGUGGAAAGUGUUUCACUGAGAGUGGACACCUUAGAAUUCAUCAACGGACUCACACGGGGGAGAAACCAUUUCAAUGCAUGGAGUGUGGAAAGUGCUUCACUGAGAGUGGAAACCUUAGAAUUCAUCAACGGACUCACACAGGGGAGAAACCAUUUAAAUGCAUAGAGUGUGGAAAGUGCUUCACUGAGAGUGGACACCUUAGAAUUCAUGAACGGACUCACACGGGGGAGAAAUCAUUUAAAUGUGCGGAAUGUGGAAAGAGCUUCAGUAAGAAUGGAUACCUUAGAAUUCAUCAACGGACUCACACAGGGGAGAAACCAUUUCAAUGCAUGGAGUGUGGAAAGAGGUUCAGUCAGAAUGGAAACCUUAGAAUUCAUCAACGGAGUCACACGGGGGAGAAACCAUUCAAAUGUGUGGAAUGUGGAAAGAGCUUCAGUCAGAAUGGACACCUUAGAAUUCAUCAACGGACUCACACAGGGGAGAAACCAUUUAAAUGUAUGGAGUGUGGAAAGAGCUUCAGUCACAGUGGAAGCCUUAAAAUUCAUCGACGGACUCACACGGGGGAUAAACCAUUUCAAUGCAUGGAGUGUGGAAAGAGCUUCACUGAGGCUGGAAAACUUAGAAUUCAUCAACACACCCAUAUGGGGGAGAAACCAUAUAAGUGCUAGGGCAGUGGAUAGCGGUUCAGUUGUAGUGGAAGUGUUUGAAGCCAUCAAAAGUCUCGGAGUGUUAAGAGCUGUAAGAGUGGAAAAUACAAGCCAUCAAGUAAGUAAAAGAAGAGAAACUGUUUAAAUAGAAGGUUUGUGAAGAAAAUGCGUCCAAAAAAUAUUUCGGAAUGUCUUUAUAGAGGAUAAUUGGUUGAUUCUGUACCACCAGAUUCUUCUUAUAAUGCAGGCCUAGUAUCUGGUCUCUUUGAUCUCUAUUUUGAAAACCCACCAUACUGUCAUUCACCACCUUAGAGCCUUUUUUCCCCUUCUCCUUUUUUUCCAAAUCUGUAGGCCUUCACUAUUGUAGCAGAUAAGCUGUCUUCAUCUAAGUCCCCAAAGGUGGCAAACUCUUUCACUAUAUAGUCUUUCAAGUUUUCUUGCUCUAAUUCCGGUAGGUCUCUCACUCUCAAAUUCUGUUCUCUCUCCUUCAGCUGUAAUGUUGCAAUCGCAAUCUCAGCUGCUUCCUGUUGUUUUUCUAAAUUUUUAAUUUUCCCCUCUUCCAAAGACUCCAAUCUUUGGUCAACUCCUGCCACCUACUGUUUAAUCUUCUUUUAAUACAGCUACGUCUUUCCCAAUUUUCUUUAUACCUUGUGUAUUUUGCUUAAUGAAUUCAGUAUUUUCCUUUUCAUCUUUUCCCAGCUCUUUAAUAUCAUUUGAAAGUGUUUGCACACUUGACUUCAAACUAUCUGACAGACUCGCAAUUGCUGCCAGUAUCUGCUCUUCUUCUUUCAUAGAGCCCUUUCUUUCUUGCUGUUUGUUCCUAGUGACAAUUUGUCCUACUGGUGUGCCAGCAUCCAUUACGACAUUUGGCGCAGCCUUGAGAACAAAAUCAAUAAGUCUAUAACGAGUCUGGGAACUCUCCUCUGAUUCAAGGUCAAACAAUAGAGUCUAUCUCUUCCCAGCAAUCUUUUCCCCAACUCCCAAGACAAGCCUCAAAGUUUUCAGAGUUUCCUUUCUUUUCGGACAGUUAUAGCCAAGACAGAGGACUUGAGUCAAAAGAAGCAAAAGAGUCUAAAGCACUUCUCCAGUCAUUGCAUAGGUUUACCUUGUUGCAGAUAAAGUUAAUUCAAAGUCACUUUAAUAAUAUCCAGGCAUGCACCACAGCUUCAAAGUAUCCAGUUCAGAAAUGAAAGUAACAAGUCUUUUGAUCUUAACAAUGGCUGCCCGCUGACUGACCCGGAAUCUUUAAUCCAGAGGGUGAGCGGCGCCUUUUAAGCAAUUAAUUUGUAAAUCCACAGGGAUAGAAAACACUC
Molecule: messenger RNA, 4654 nt
Organism: Lacerta agilis (Sand lizard)
Lineage: Eukaryota; Metazoa; Chordata; Lepidosauria; Squamata; Lacertidae
Product: zinc finger protein 729-like
Exons: 2
Coding region: 183-3362 (1059 amino acids)
Biological process (GO): regulation of transcription by RNA polymerase II; central nervous system development
Cellular component (GO): nucleus
Molecular function (GO): RNA polymerase II cis-regulatory region sequence-specific DNA binding; DNA-binding transcription factor activity, RNA polymerase II-specific
Source: RefSeq, a predicted model, not a curated record